UUUGCAUCCUGCUCAUGGUCGUUGGCCUGUCCACCUCAGCUGCUGCCACCGCUCUAGUCAUUGACCAUGAAGAGGCCCAAGCAGCAGACGGGACCGCUGAGCUUCCUGAACUUCUUCAGCAGGAAGCCCAAAUCGGAGCCAAAGCCCGAGAGGCCGGUGGAAGCCUGGCCCAGAGAGGAGGUGGCCAUCACCCUGACCCCGAGCGAGCAUCCAGAGCAGGACCUCAGCCUCACAGCAGAAGAUGCUGGAGGAGAAAGAGGAGAAGGAGGAGGUCAACCUGCAGCGGCGGCGGCGGCGGAUGGAGGCGAUGACGGUGCCGCCAUAGCUGAGUGCGUGGGCGGGGCCAGCAGCGGCUCCACCGGCGUCCUGUCCGUCUCCUCCACCAGCCAGGAGCAGCUGUUGGAGGAACACCUGGAGGAGUGCCCACUGUGCCUGCUCAGUCAACCACGUUGCCACUUCCCACGACUCUCCUCCUGUUCCCACCGAACGUGCUCCGACUGCCUCCGCCAGUACCUGCGCAUCGAGAUAUCGGAGAGCAGGGUGUGCAUCGCGUGCCCGCAGUGCCCCGAGACACUGGCGCCACUGGAUGUUCGUGACAUCCUGGACGACCGGGCGCUGCUGGAGCGCUUUGAGGAGUACCAGUUGAGGCGUUUCCUGGCCUCUGAUCCAGAUACACGCUGGUGCCCUGCACCUGACUGCAGCUAUGCAGUGAUAGCUUACGGCUGUGCAGAGUGUCCCAAGCUGAGCUGUGGCCGUGAGGGAUGUGACACAGAGUUCUGCUACCACUGUCGGCAGCUGUGGCACCCCAACCAGACGUGUGAUCAGGCCCGGCGUCAGCGAGCCCGCCACACCUCAGGCGGCAACGACGCCUCCACGCUGUACGUCUUCAAUGAAGAACCUGGAGGAGAUGCAGAGGAGAUCAAAGCGUGCCCUCGCUGCGGUGCCUACAUCAUGAAGACCAACGAUGGCAGCUGUAACCGUAUGAACUGCACUGUGUGUGCCUGUCAGUUCUGCUGGCUGUGUAUGCAGGAGAUUACCGACGUGCACUACCUCAGUCCCUCAGGGUGUACAUUCUGGGGGAAGAAGCCAUGGUCUCAAACCCGCAAGGUUCUGUGGCAGGUGGGCAUGUUGCUCGGAGCACCGGUGGUCAUCUCCCUUAUAGCGGGCAUCGCCAUCCCAGUCAUCAUUGUGGGCAUACCAAUCUACAUGGGCCGCAAGGUCCAUGGUCGCUGUAAGAAAAACAAUAUCUCAGGAAGUAAACACUACUUGACUGUGGCAAGUGGGGUGAUGAUGUCAGUGUUUGUGUCGCCGGUCAUAGCGGCUAUCACUGUGGGUAUGGGUGUGCCGCUAAUGCUGACUUAUGUCUAUGGGGUCGUCCCCAUGUCGCUCUGUAGGAACGGCUGGUGUCGACCGCAGAAUGAGCCCCCUGAAACACACAAAAUCCAACUGGAGGACUUAGCCAGCUAUCUUCUAUUCUCUCAUGUAGUCAGUGACCACUGGCCGGGUCAGAAAAACCCAACGCUCAGCGACACCAGCGUCCAGGAAGUCCGAGUCAGUGUACAGGAAGUGGGCGUCCUCCCCAGUACGAGCACCACGCCCCCCGAGCUAGAUAGCUAUGAAGAAUUGGAUGAAGCCACUAAUCACCACGGAUACACCCAUCAGGACAGCCAAUCGGACUGCCAGGUGGUUAUUGUGCCUGACAGCAAGCUUGAUGACACACAAGGGCUUCAUUUGAGGGAAGGAACCAAUAUUGAAGUCCGUGUGGAAAUUGAGACCCAUCCCAGAGGCGCCCGCCAGUCCAGCCUAAGUAGCAUCCUGUCUAGCCGAAGCUUGUCAGUGGAGUCCCUGGGACACUCGCAGUCCCAGUCCCAAGACUACCUGUGUGCCUCAGAACUGGAAGGAAGACGAGAGGGAGAAGGAGGAGGAGAGGAGCAGGAAGGAAGAGAGAAACCAGGAGGGGAAGCAGCAGGAGGAGAUGAAGGGACAGUUUUCCCAGUCUUUGAAAUAGACGGCGUAUGAGGUCCUUUAAUGUAGACUUUGUACUUAGUUGGAGAUUUUAUGGAAAAUAAGGAAAUCCAUGAGCUGACACUGGAUUGACCUGAAAAUCGUUGGCCACCUCCUGCUUCCAAGACAGGCCCUCCCACCAGUUGCCUUCUAGCUCCAGCCUCUAAGGAAGACGCGGGUUUAGAGAGAGAUAAUGUAAACGUGUGUGUGAGUGUGUGUAUGAGACAAAUAGCAUGAGACUAUGACAUACGCAUUGGAGGGGUAUAGAUUGUAAAGGAGACAGGAUAGCAUCCAUCAAUUCAUCUUAAAACGGAAGUGACUGAGAGCAUGUUUCUUUUCUGUGUUGUCCUUUUCUGAAAGAGACUACCUUACACUCCACCUGUCAUAAAUCUAUUUCAUGAGACUCUCUCUUCAUCUGACUGUACUUCAACACUUCUUUUAGUGACCUCACCUCCCUCCUCACUCUCCCUUUACAAAUAAAGAGACACCCAAGAGCAUGAUUUGUUUUAUGGGGCAUUAAGGAUUUAAAAACUGUUGUGUCAGCAAGUUAAUAUCACAUGUUUCACAGGCCAAGUUGCAGGACAUCAGGGGUGAUUUUUAUUUUCUACCUUAAAGAAAUACCUCCAGCAUUUUAAGAUGCAUUGGUCACACCUAAAUUGGACAAACUUAAACAGACGACGCAUGUUGCACUGUUAUAUUUUGUGAAGCAGUUGAAAAUGACAUCUGAAAACUGUUUAAGCUUGUAACUGUUGCUCUCUAGUGGGGUAAAAAGUGCUCUGUGACAUUAUGGCAGUGAUUUUAUUGACUGGAUGGCUUUUAAAUACCAUUAAUUAUAAGUAUCGAUCACAAAUCCACAGUCUUCCAAGGAAGCAGACAGGAGGCAAUGCCACUUUUGCAUCAUUUUAGUGCAGCUUUUUAGCCUUCAAGAGGCUAUUUCCUUUUAAACUGCAGCCUUUUUUUCUUAAAUUUAAAAGUAGCUGCAUGAUUCUACUACUCGCUGUGUAUCCAGGAUUACACAUAAACACACACGCACACACAUACACACACACACACACGCAGCUGUCAGUGUAAUUGCAGUAGUGUGUGCUGCUGAGAGCAUUAAAUAUAAACUUAAGACCCUCUCAAAUGAUCACAGAGCACCAACAUUACAACAGCAGCAUGCCACCUCAGGCUGAACUCUAAUAACCCCCCACUAGAUGAUUUAUGGGAAUUACAUACAUGCUCUGCUUAGCUUCAAGUAUUGGUGUGAAAUACUUGUGAGAGAUGAACUCGGACAUGAAAUGAUAACCUGUGCUGGGUUGUGGAGAGAAAUUAAAUAAAGAUUUCACC
This is a messenger RNA of Anoplopoma fimbria (sablefish), 3333 nucleotides long. Its product is annotated as E3 ubiquitin-protein ligase RNF19B. Gene Ontology annotation, biological process: ubiquitin-dependent protein catabolic process; positive regulation of proteasomal ubiquitin-dependent protein catabolic process; protein polyubiquitination. The coding region runs from base 67 to 2019 and encodes 650 amino acids. Lineage: Eukaryota; Metazoa; Chordata; Actinopteri; Perciformes; Anoplopomatidae. Gene Ontology annotation, molecular function: ubiquitin conjugating enzyme binding; zinc ion binding; ubiquitin protein ligase activity. Gene Ontology annotation, cellular component: cytoplasm; ubiquitin ligase complex. The record is from RefSeq and is a predicted model, not a curated record. The transcript has 9 exons.